Molecule: messenger RNA, 1063 nt
Organism: Cryptomeria japonica (Japanese cedar)
Lineage: Eukaryota; Viridiplantae; Streptophyta; Pinopsida; Cupressales; Cupressaceae
Product: serine/threonine-protein kinase CBK1-like
Exons: 1
Coding region: 1-810 (269 amino acids)
Biological process (GO): actomyosin structure organization; peptidyl-threonine phosphorylation
Cellular component (GO): cytoplasm; cytoskeleton
Molecular function (GO): ATP binding; protein serine/threonine kinase activity
Source: RefSeq, a predicted model, not a curated record
AUGCCGAUCGUUCCCAGAGGUAUAUUUAAGGUCCGUGAAGAUAUUCCAGAGGCAUAUUCAACUAUUGGUACACCAGAUUAUAUAGCCCCUGAAGUCUUAUUGAAGAAAGGUUAUGGAAUGGAGUGUGAUUGGUGGUCACUUGGAGCUAUUAUGUAUGAAAUGUUGGUGGGUUAUCCACCAUUCUAUUCUGAUGAACCAAUGGCAACUUGUCAGAAGAUAGUGAACUGGAGAACUCACCUUAAAUUCCCAGAAGAAGCCAAGUUGUCAGCAGAGGCAAAAGAUCUUAUUAGUAAACUGCUUUGCAAUGUAGAGCAGAGGCUUGGAACUAAAGGCGCUCAUGAAUUAAAGGCACGUCCAUGGUUUAAAGGCAUUCAAUGGGACAAAUUAUAUCAAAUGGAGGCAGCAUUUUUUCCAGAAGUGAAUGAUGAGCUUGGCACUCAAAAUUUUGAGAAAUUUGAAGAGGCUGGAUCACAAAUGCAAUCUUCAUCCAGGACAGGUCCAUGGAGAAAGAUGCUUUCUUCAAAGGAUGUAAAUUUUGUAGGUUAUACCUACAAAAACUUUGAAAUUGUUAAUGAUCAUCAAGUACCCGGUAUUGCAGAGUUGAGGAAGAAAAGUAAACCCAAGCGGCCUUCCAUCAAAACUUUAUUUGAUCCAAUUGUUGUUGGUAAAGAACCAAUCCAAGGAAGUUUUUUAAACAUGUUGCCGACACAAAUUGAAACAUCUGAAAGUCCAGAGCCAUCGCCACCAGGUAUUAUCUCUUCACCAAAUCGGUUGUCUUCUUUUCAGCCACAUCCUCUGCAUCCCAGAUGACCAGUCACAAUCUACUAUGGAGUGAUUGCCAUACAACAACGAAAAUGUUGCAGAGGAACCAUUUACACAUUUGUACUCAAGUUGGGAUCUAGGAAAUCAUAUAGGAACCUGUGGGCCACAGUGUGACAUAAUGCUGAUAUUGUAAGUUUUUGGAUAAAGUUUCCCAGUUUUAGGAUGAAAUUGUUGCAAUAAAUAUGCCUGCAUCUGGUCAAAUGAGGCGGCUUUUCUGGGUGUCAAUUGUUGCUUUACAUGC